This is a messenger RNA of Culex quinquefasciatus (southern house mosquito), 2394 nucleotides long. Its product is annotated as dual specificity protein phosphatase 3. Bases 444 to 1088 code for a protein of 214 amino acids. Gene Ontology annotation, cellular component: cytoplasm. Lineage: Eukaryota; Metazoa; Arthropoda; Insecta; Diptera; Culicidae. The transcript has 5 exons. Gene Ontology annotation, biological process: protein dephosphorylation; negative regulation of MAPK cascade. Gene Ontology annotation, molecular function: MAP kinase phosphatase activity; protein tyrosine/serine/threonine phosphatase activity. The record is from RefSeq and is a predicted model, not a curated record.
AUUUCACGGGUGAAACGUUAGGCUGCCGCAGUUGAACCACCGCGUAAAAGUUGGAAAAGUUGGAAAAGUUUUUUGGUGACAUUUUAAAUUUCCUGGGAAGUGAGACAACCAAGAUUAAUGCCGGAAAAGUGUAAAGUUCACUCCCUUAAGAAACAGGAAGAAACAAUACUAAUGAGCCGGGUGGGAGAGAUUGUGGCUUUGGAUAAUUGAAUAAGCCAAGAUUUUAAAUCUCAACGCAACACUGGAAGGGCAGGAAACUUUUCCCGUCAAACAAGUUGGUUUGUGAAAGGAGGAAGUGCACAGAAAGUUUGAAUAAAUAUUAAGUGUGAAUUUAAUUACGUUUGUUAAUUUCAACUAAAAGUGUUGCAGAAGCAAAGUUAGCCCUGUGUGGAGAAAGUGCAUUUUAUUUGGAUUAAUAACUGAAAUACUAAAGAGCUGCUGCUAUGGCCAAAUCAUUUAUUAAGUAUCUGACCACCUACCGGAAUAACGACAAAAUGUCCGACCAGACGACGGGUCGGCAGCUGCAGCGGAUCCUGCACUAUUCGGUGACGCCGUGCCGGCCGCUGCUCGGCCUGCGCCGCUCCGAAUGUGCCCUGUACGACGUCGACUGUGACGAGGUGUACCCGCGGCUGUACAUUGGCGAUGCAGCCUCGGCGAGAAACAAGCAGUAUUUGCGGCUGAUUGGCGUCACACACGUGCUCAACACGGCCGAGGGCACGCGGUUUGGCCAGGUGGACACCGGCCACAGCUUCUACCGGGACAUGUCCGGGGUUAGUUGCACUUUCAGGUACAUGGGCUUCCCGAUGGUGGACCAGCCGACGACGGACAUCAGCCGGUACUUUUACAUCGCGUCCAAGUUCAUCGAGAACGGCAUCAACAGCGGGGGCAAAGUCCUCGUGCACUGCAUGAUGGGCAUGUCGCGGUCGGCGACGUGCGUCCUGGCCUACCUGAUGAUCGCCCGCAAGAUGUCCGCGGCGGAGGCGAUCCGGACGGUCCGGAUGCACCGCGACAUCCGGCCCAACGAGGGCUUCCUGCAGCAGCUGGCCGACCUGGACAACGAGCUGCGGCGCGACCGGAUGUACUAUUGACUCGAGUGUGGCCAACGCUUCCGGAGGAAAUAGCGCUCGGUGACCAACUGAAUUCGUUGUCCCAUUUUUUUCCUAACCUUCCUUCCCUAACCUGUGAAAAGGGGUUUUCGCUUUUUUUCUGACAUGGUCACGUAAUAUUUUAAAAACAUCUAAUCAAAAACUCACGUAAAAAUACGCGGUGAUUCGUUGCUGAGAUGAAAGGUCGUAGGCUCGAGGCUCUAGGUUAAGGGAAAGAGAUUGUUAGUAGAGAAUGUUAUUAUAGAAGAGAUAAAGUGUAACGAUCUCAGCUGAAGGAAAACAAAGGAAUCAGAUUCACUACCCCUCUAUAUAUUUAUACAUAUUGUUAACGUGAUUUAUUUUACUUUAUCGGAAUACAACACAACGUCCUUUUGAAGGAAAGGGGACAAAAAACUCAUCACAUGGCAAUGAAUAGAAAUUUAUCGCAAGAAACGAAACAUAAUGGGCACACAUCACAUGAACAAAAAGGCAGACAGUCACACUGAAAGGGUGGCAAUUUUUCAUCGGAGCUGAAACCCAUUCAAUUGACAGACUUUCAGACUGUUCGGCGAAUAAUAAGCCCCGAUGAAAGGUUACCUCCCCCCAAGCCGCAGAUGGUAGUAUUUUAUCGAUUUCAGACAGUCACACAUGUCUGAGUUGUUACGUCGAAUGCUAUAAUUUAUAGUACGCACCAACCCCCCCAUAACCUUGCACCAGAUUCACCAUUUUGUGCACAACAUUACGACAGUUACGAUUGUAGAGAGAAUGAACACAUAUUUUGGUACAACUAUCAAAUCUUCCUUCGUGAAGAUCCGAACAAUUUCUAGGAAAUCCAACCCGAUCAAAAAAACAUCAUAGUUACAAUAAAACGGUAGAAAGCACAGAGUUUAGUCAACAGCAGAAGGUAUUCACAAAAGUAUAUAUUUUUAAACAAACAAGUAAACAAAAAGUGCUGAAGUCUGCGGACGAACCAAAGUUUCAAGUUUUGCUGUUAUCUCGGUUUGAAACCACACCAGUGUAGCAAUGUUUAGUGAAGAGAGGACAAAUUCGAGCGUCGUAGCACACCAACAUAUAUAUUACAUUAUAUAUAAAUUAUACUAUACUAUUUGAAGCAAAAGUGAGAGAUUUAACAACAAACGACACAUACAAACACACAUAAACACACACAAUAAACACUAGAAAGCGGUAAGGCAAAAAAAAUAAGAAACAUUUAUGGGACAUAAAUCAUAAUAAAUUUUACUAGAUCGAUCGCAAAGAAAAUGAAAAAAAAAAACUAUAACUCAAACGAUUAACAAUAGCCUGAACAAAA